AUAGCACGCGCUGCCGCGUCACGUGACGAGGAUCACAAGAUUCUGCUCGUUAACAAGCUCUACAGCAACGCUGUCUCUAUAGAAACGAAAUGGAUCGUAAAGUAGUGUUGAAUGAGUAAAAUACGACAUCCAGUCCUCCUCACGUCUGGAGUGAGCGCUGUACUCGAGCUGUAUGGAAGUUGACAGCCCUGUAUCCUAAACAUGAAACUUUUUAACUACUUACUGAAAGAUGUCACGCACAAAAUCGAAUAUUAUUCAAGGUUUUCGCCCUCACCGAUGUCAAUCAAGCAAUUCCUGGAUUUUGGCAGGGAAAAUGCAUGUGAAAAAACCUCCUACAUGUUUCUGCGGAAAGAACUGGCAGUAAGGUUGGCCAAUACGAUGAGAGAAGUCAACCUGUUGCCCGCCAAUCUUCAGUGCCAGCCGUCCGUCAAACUGGUGGAGUCCUGGUACAGCCAGAGCUUUGAAGAGCUGUUAGACUAUGAGAAAAGAAGUCCAGAGGAUCCCCACACCCUUAAUGACUUCUUAGAGAUCCUGAUUAAGAUUCGGAACAGGCACAAUGACGUGGUGCCCACCAUGGCCCAGGGUGUCAUCGAAUAUAAAGAGAAGUUUGGUUUCGACCCCUUCAUCAGCAGCAAUGUGCAGUACUUCCUUGACCGCUUCUACACCAAUCGCAUUUCUUUCCGCAUGCUCAUCAACCAGCACACUCUUCUGUUUGGCGAUGCCACUUGUCUUGCACAACCAAAACACAUUGGAAGCAUCGACCCAACUUGCAAUGUGGCUGAGGUGGUGAGAGAUGCAUAUGAGACAGCAAAGAUGCUUUGUGAGCAGUACUACAUGACAGCACCUGAACUGAAGAUCGGGGAAUUCAACUCCAAAACUCCAAAGAAGCCUAUACAGGUGGUCUAUGUGCCCUCUCAUCUUUUCCACAUGCUGUUUGAGCUCUUCAAGAAUUCCAUGCGGGCAACGGUGGAGCUCUAUGAAAACAACAGUGAGGGGCUUCCUCCAGUGAAAGCAAUGGUUACUCUGGGAAAAGAAGACCUCUCCAUAAAGAUUAGUGAUAAAGGUGGGGGUGUCCCCUUACGAAAGAUUGAUCGUCUCUUCAAUUAUAUGUAUUCCACUGCCCCAACACCACGUCUGGACUCCUCUCAAGCUGCUGUCCCACUGGCUGGUUUUGGAUAUGGGCUGCCAAUCUCUAGACUCUAUGCACGCUACUUUCAGGGAGACUUGAACCUGUACUCUGUUGAAGGGUUCGGGACAGAUGCAGUAAUUCAUCUUAAGGCUCUUUCCAGUGAAUCUUUUGAACGUCUUCCAGUCUUCAAUAAGUCAGCAUGGCGACAUUACCAGACAGGUCCUGAGGCUGAUGACUGGAGUAACCCGAGCAGUGACCCACGAGAUGCAUCCACAUAUAAAGCCAACAGAUGACUUUAUUAUACCUGCUGCAGUACUAGUUAUGAGCUGCUUACAGCUGCCAAGCUAAUACUGAACACUGCCAGAUAAGAAAACUUGAGCAGGCCUUUUAAUACUUGCUUACUGCCAUUUUUAACUGUCUGAAAAUAUGUAGUUAAGUCAUGACUUAAGACUGUGCAUUAUUUAUUCAUAUUAUACAUCUAAGUUAAGCAUUUAAAAACUUGCAGUGUAAACUACAGUCUCCGCAUAGAGUUUCACGGCAUCGCAGACACAAAAACGAUUUAAAACUAUUUAUAAAAGUUGAAUUGCUGUCUGGCCAUCUGGGAUUUCAGUAUGGAGAUAAAGGUUAGGAUCAGGAUUUUUUUUUUUUGGUAGUAUUACAACACACUCUGAGUGUAUAUUAGCACAGUUUGUUGUUUUCUUUGGCAUCUGAUAGGACCCGGAAGCGGUGAUGUGUGAUGUCAGACUUAAAGGGAUAGUUCACCCAAAAAUGAAAAUUCUGUCAUCAUUUACUCACCCUCAUGUUGUUCUAAACCUGUAUGAGUUUCUUUCUUCUGUUGAACACAAAAGAAGAUAUUUUGAAGAAUGUUGGCAACCACUUGACGGUAGCCAUUGACUUCCAUAGUAUUUUGGCUACCGUCUACUGUCUGUUUACCACAUUCUUCAAAAUAUCUUCUUUUGUGUUUUAUUCAUACAGGUUUGGAGCAACAUAAGGGUAAGUAAAUGAUGACAGAAUUUUAAUUUUUGGGUGAACUAACUCUUUAAUAAGCAAAUAGUUUUACAUUAGUGAGGGUGUGAAGGAUGUUUGAAAAAUGUUAUGUGGCGAAUACAGCAGCUUGUUAGUAUGAUGUACCAUGUGGUAUUUUUUAGCCAUUUGCUUUAUAUGAUAAAUGAUUUUAAUGCUACAAAUUAUAUAAAUAAAUUAUUAUACAUGCACUACUC
Molecule: messenger RNA, 2349 nt
Organism: Megalobrama amblycephala (Wuchang bream)
Lineage: Eukaryota; Metazoa; Chordata; Actinopteri; Cypriniformes; Xenocyprididae
Gene: pdk3b
Product: pyruvate dehydrogenase kinase, isozyme 3b
Exons: 11
Coding region: 202-1422 (406 amino acids)
Biological process (GO): regulation of glucose metabolic process; protein phosphorylation
Cellular component (GO): mitochondrion
Molecular function (GO): pyruvate dehydrogenase (acetyl-transferring) kinase activity
Source: RefSeq, a predicted model, not a curated record